AUGUCAAUCAGUCAGAACGCAGGCCAGUUUAACAAACAGAAACAACAAUUAGGUAAACAGGGCCCGGAACCGGUCAACUUUCCACCGCGAUAUCACCCACCUCCCUCUGCCGCGGCAGGUUCAAAACUAGCCACAGUCGACGCAGCCAUUAAGGAGUAUAAACCUCCUUAUAACAGCAAAUCUAUCGAUCCUAGCAAGAUACAGUAUCCUCCAGGAAUACACAGUGCUCUACCGGGUCCGUAUCAAGGAGCUCCAUAUCCACAUUUAAAAUAUCCGCAAGGUUAUCCAGUGGGAUAUCCAGUGCCUCCAGCAGCUCUAAGGGUUUUAAGGCCUGCUGGGGAAAUCGUAACUAAAGCUAUUGUGCAUGAACCUUUGGAAACGACGACGCGAGCGCGUAGCGCUGACGAUACGCAAAGAGUGCAACGUAAUUUAGAAGAGGAACAAAUUCACAGGAGGUCCGCUGACAUGCUAAAAUUCACGAAGCGUAUCGAACCUGACGGACCACGGGCGUCGACUGAUCAGAGGCGGCAAAUUCAAGCACUUUUAGACGAAAUAAAAGCACUGAAAGAGGCAAACCGUCGUCUAAGUGAAGACAAUCAAGAGCUGCGUGAUUUGUGCUGCUUCUUAGAUGACGAUCGACAAAAAGGCAGAAAAUUAGCACGCGAGUGGCAACGAUUCGGCAGAUAUACUGCUUCCGUAAUGCGACAGGAAGUUUCAGCUUACCAGAAUAAGCUUAGAGAAUUAGAUGAUAAACAGCAAGAACUAAUUCGUGACAAUUUAGAACUAAAAGAGCUUUGUUUAUAUUUAGACGAAGAAAGGGAAAGAAGUACUUGUGUAAAUUGUGGUCGUGCUGCAGGCAGGGAGAGAGAUGAUGGGGAUGGCAGUAGUAGUGGUACUAACGCGGAAGAAGGGCCGCGACCCACAAACCCUACUGUGCCUGUUACACAUCCUCAACUCGCGGAGAGAACGGUACAAUACGUUCGAGAUUUAGAGCAAAAAGUGCGACGUUUAGAGGCUGAAAAAGGAAUAGGUAGUGGACUCAGCGAAAGGCCAGAGGCUGUUGUGCGUGCUCUGCAGGUGUUGGAAGUCAGAGAGCGAGUAGAACGGGAAAGAAGAAGACCAGCGCCAGAUCUAGACUCUGGAGAACAAGCACUAGUACGCGAGAUGUGUAAUGUUGUGUGGGGUAAGUUAGAAGAUGCUCCCCCACAAGCACCCCCGCGUUAA
Molecule: messenger RNA, 1224 nt
Organism: Parnassius apollo (apollo)
Lineage: Eukaryota; Metazoa; Arthropoda; Insecta; Lepidoptera; Papilionidae
Source: the annotation of a GenBank genome assembly